GCUGAUCCUCACAUGCUCAGUUCAGCCAUCUGUUGCGGAAGCUUCAAGCAGUGCACAUAUGUCCCACGUGACUCGCGCGUCUCGAUGACGUCAUCCCCUGCUAAUGCGCAUACGAGUGCGCCCACGGCUGCAUUCUACCAAAGGAAAGCUCUCAGAGAUGGCCUGUACAGUUACAGAGUAUGUUGAUCCAAUACCAUCAGAUUGUAAAGGAGAUUUAAAAAUCCACAAGAUGGAUGGAGAUUACCCUCUUAAAGUGCUAUACUGUGGAGUGUGUUCACUGCCAGUAGAGUACUGUGAAUAUAUGCCUGAUGUCACAAAGUGCAGGCAGUGGCUAGAAAAAAAUUUCCCUAACGAAUUUUCAAAGCUUACACUGGGAAGCUGUCCUAAACAAGAGACUGGUGUUAGCGAAGGACCUGGAACAGCUGGUGAAGAGGAGGAAAAGAAAAAGCAGAAAAGAGGUGGGCGUGGUCAAAUAAAACAGAAGAAGAAGACCGUUCCACAAAAAGUUACAAUAGCCAAAAUUCCAAGAGCAAAGAAGAAAUAUGUUACUAGAGUUUGUGGUCUUGCAACGUUUGAAAUUGAUCUCAAGGAAGCGCAACGAUUUUUUGCUCAGAAAUUCUCCUGUGGUGCCUCGGUGACAGCAGAAGAUGAAAUAAUCAUUCAGGGAGACUUUACAGAUGAUAUUAUUGAUGUAAUCCAGGAAAAAUGGCCAGAGGUUGAUGAUGACAGCAUUGAGGACCUUGGAGAAGUGAAGAAGUGAUCAAAUAAUGUGCCUGUAUUUAAAAACCUAACAUUCUAAUCAAGUAGCCAAAGCAAGGAAGAGUACUGAGAGCGUCAUGUCACCAUUAAACGUUACAUCCUUAUUCAUUACAUUUGCACCACUUUUUACUCAGCUCAUACUAUUUGUUUAUUUUUUAAUUGCUGAGGUUAAAGUAAACAAGGUCCCUCAUGCGACUGCAUGAUACUUGUUUAGAUUAAUAAAAUGGUUUGGGUCCUUA
Messenger RNA from Bombina bombina (fire-bellied toad), 998 nucleotides. RefSeq names its product density regulated re-initiation and release factor (gene DENR). Gene Ontology annotation, molecular function: mRNA binding; translation initiation factor activity. Bases 104 to 760 code for a protein of 218 amino acids. Gene Ontology annotation, biological process: translation reinitiation; formation of translation preinitiation complex. The record is from RefSeq and is a predicted model, not a curated record. Lineage: Eukaryota; Metazoa; Chordata; Amphibia; Anura; Bombinatoridae. The transcript has 8 exons.